This is a messenger RNA of Protopolystoma xenopodis, 354 nucleotides long. Lineage: Eukaryota; Metazoa; Platyhelminthes; Monogenea; Polystomatidea; Polystomatidae. The record is from the annotation of a GenBank genome assembly.
AUGGUCUUGUUUUUGUUCUCGGCCUACUUCAAAAAAUAUCCUAUCGUUAUGGUUGCUCUAAGCCGAUUUGACGUUUAUUCAGGCCUCAUUAUUGAGUGGAUAUCUUCAUUCUUGCGCCUUGCAACUUCUUUUGCUUAUUUUUCCGGGCAUUUUUUAACCGUACAACAGCGGCGAGGCUGGUUCGUUUGGCCUUUUAGCGGUAACCCUUGGUGGACUUCGUUAGUCGCCAUUGGACCAGCUCUUCUGGCUGUCAUUCUUAUUUUCAUGGAUCAGCAGAUCACGGCUGUCAUCGUCAACCGGCGGGAGAACAAGCUUGAGGCAAGCACUUCCUUUUUAUUUCAACGUUUACCAUAA